Molecule: messenger RNA, 1472 nt
Organism: Abrus precatorius (Indian licorice)
Lineage: Eukaryota; Viridiplantae; Streptophyta; Magnoliopsida; Fabales; Fabaceae
Product: trihelix transcription factor ASR3-like
Exons: 3
Coding region: 175-1146 (323 amino acids)
Source: RefSeq, a predicted model, not a curated record
CUCUCUCUAUCUCUCUAUCUCUCUUCCCUUUUCUUCUUUCCUUCAUUCUUACGGAGGAAAACCAUGAGCUAUUGAGCUAACCCUCUCUUCCCUUAACGCCGUAACGGACAUUACUAAAGGCACCGUCACAAAACACCACGUGCGAGUCACGUGUCAUCAUAAAGCCCUUUCUUUAUGGCUUUGGACAAUCCUUCCAAUCCCAACUCCGUUGACGGCGAGCCAGACGGAGCGGGUAACGGCGCUCCACCGUCUUCCGCCGUAGACGGCGACGACGGGAGGCCGGCGGCGCGGCUGCCACGGUGGACGAGGCAGGAGAUCCUCGUUCUGAUUCAAGGGAAGAGCGACGCGGAGAGCCGGUUCAAGCCGGGUCGUGGGGGCGGUUCGGCGUUCGGUUCGAGCGAGCCGAAAUGGGCGUUGGUGUCUUCGUAUUGCAAGAAGCACGGGGUGAACCGGGAACCGGUUCAGUGCCGGAAGCGGUGGAGCAACCUCGCCGGCGAUUAUAAGAAGAUCAAGGAGUGGGAAUCUCAGGCGAGGGACGAAACGGAGUCGUUUUGGCUUAUGAGGAACGAUUUGAGAAGGGAGAGGAAAUUGCCCGGUUAUUUCGAUAGGGAAGUCUAUGAUAUUCUCGAUUCGCCGUCUACGGCGCCUCCGCCGCCGGUAGAAGCUCCGUCGACGGUGGUCGAUGAGGAGGUGCACCUGUAUGAUAGUAAUCGGAGGGUUGGUGGUGAAGAUGGGCUCUUCUCGGAUUGUGAGAAGGACGAGGUUUUGGGCACUGCUAAGGAUGUUCCUGCUCCUGUUCCUAUCUCAGAGAAGCAAUAUCAACUGCACCUCCAAGGCUGCGAAGGGGAAGGCAAUGCUCAAGGUGGUACCAAUGAGAAACAGCCAGCCUCAAAUCCAGAAAUGGGUUCUACCUCUCAAGGGGGACAGAAGAGGAAGCGAUGUGCAACCGAUGGAGAAGAGGAAAUUUUACAAAGUCAAUUAAUUGAUGUCUUAGAAAAGAAUGGCAAAAUGCUACGUGAUCAACUUGAAGCUCAGAACAUGAAUUUCCAGUUGGAUCGCCAGCAGCAGAAAGACACUGCAAGUACCAUAGUUGCUGUACUUGAUAAGCUUGCAGAUGCUCUAGGGAGAAUUGCUGAUAAAUUGUAGAGCAAGAGGGAUCAGAAUAGAAUAGUGUACAUAACAGUUGGGAGUUCAGAAUAGUGGUUCCCAUAAUUUAUCUCAGGAUAGCUUCUAGUAGAUGAAUGUCACACCAGUACCCACUUUUUUAUCUUCUGUCUUCUUAGUGCCACUUUUUUGGUGGGUUAUUACUGCCACUAUAGCAUUUUAUACACAAAUUUGGAAGUUACUGCAUUUAUUUAUUCUCUUCUUUCAUUGAGGUAUAUGAAUCUUUCCUAGGUCAAUAAUAGCGGUUGUACAGAAGAUAUUACUAAUUAAGGUACAUUUUUAUAGUGGUCUCUCUUUGCGUGCUCUUG